Molecule: messenger RNA, 1648 nt
Organism: Larimichthys crocea (large yellow croaker)
Lineage: Eukaryota; Metazoa; Chordata; Actinopteri; Sciaenidae
Product: neuropeptide Y receptor type 4
Exons: 2
Coding region: 209-1567 (452 amino acids)
Biological process (GO): G protein-coupled receptor signaling pathway
Cellular component (GO): neuron projection; plasma membrane
Molecular function (GO): neuropeptide binding; neuropeptide Y receptor activity
Source: RefSeq, a predicted model, not a curated record
UACGGGGGCUGUCUUUGAUAAAAAAAAAAAAAGCGUUCUGGUUGUUGUGAUGUUCAGCUCCUUCUCCAACUCUCAUCUCUGUGGAUUCACACCUGUUCAGAACGUCGGUUUCUUUCUCAUCUUGGCAUCACAGAGACAGCCAACCCAUCACAGGGCUGGGGAUGGACAGUUUGAUCCUAGAGGCUGGUGACACUGAAGUCCUGGUGAGAUGUCCUUAAGUGGCAACACGGGCCAGUCUUCUCCAUCAACGACAGCUCUGCCUCUAACCUUCAACAGCUCUACCGCUCCACAUUCCCUACCAUGGGAGGAGAAAGGAACCAGGCAAGAGUCUAUGCAGGAGUGGCCGGGGAAUCAAACCCAGCUGCUCUCGGACCUUGCUGUUCUUGGGCAUGAUGACCUAUGUCCUAUGUCUCCUGUCCUCACAGCCUGUCUCGUAGUGUGGUACAGUAUUACAAUGGUGCUGGGGCUACUGGGGAACAUCGGCCUCAUUUGCAUCAUCACCCGUCGCAGAGAAAAAGUCAAUGUCACCAGCAUUUUUAUUUGCAACCUGUCAUUCUCUGACAUUCUGGUGUGUGUCUUCUGCCUCCCGUUUACUGUCAUAUACACGCUAAUGGACCAUUGGGUGUUCGGGUCACUGUUAUGUCGACUGGUGCCAUUCAUCCAGUGUAUGUCUGUGACUGUGUCUGUCCUGUCUCUGGUGUUCAUCGCUCUGGAAAGGCAUCAGCUCAUCAUUAACCCCUCUGGCUGGAAACCAAGCAUUCCCCAGGCCUACGUUGCACUUGUCCUCAUUUGGAUUUUGGCCUGCUUCACCUCUUCACCUUUCUUGGCCUUUCAGCUCCUCACAAAUGAGCCCUACGCUAAUGUAAUACCAAUCCUCCCCCAGUCUCCACUCCAUCACCAAGCCUAUCCUCAGGCUUAUCUCAAUGCAUCUCCGCCUCAGCCUGUUACUUACACAUACAAAAAUUCAUCAGUGCUUCCAAAUCCAUACCGCACCCUCUUUUCCUACAUGCCUGCCUCUCCACAUCUGGAGGCCUGUCUGGAGCACUGGCCAUCCCAGCAGCAUAGGCUCGCUUACACCACAUGGCUUCUGCUGUUCCAGUACUGUGGUCCACUUUUGUUGGUCCUACUCUGUUAUGUUCGUGUUUUUGUGCGCCUUCGCCACCGCAAAGACAUGCUGGACCGCGCCAGGACCCCAGAGACCCAACGCAUGACCCACAGCCGCCGAAUCAACCUCAUGCUGGUCUCCCUUAUAACGGCUUUUGCUCUUUGCUGGCUGCCGCUCACCAUCUUCAACGUGGUGUCAGACUGGAACCAGGAAGCUUUACCUAUCUGCCACCACAACCUGCUUUUCUCCCUCUGCCACCUGCUGGCCAUGUCCUCCACCUGCAUCAACCCCAUCAUCUACGGCUUCCUCAACUCCAAUUUUCGACAGGAGGUGAGAGAGGUGCUCUUGCACUGCCGCUGUAGCCCACUAGAAGAAGAGUGUGAGCAUUUCCCCAUGUCCACCAUCCACAUGGAAGUGUCCCGCACAUCUGUGCCUCCCAACUGUAGGAGCAACUCAGUUUGACUUUGAUGUUACAACCUAAAGGUUACUGCCGUAGUAGGGUGUAGUCACAUAAACUGUUCUACCUUUAAUGAUAGUGCAACU